UGCUGUACUCUGAGGGAACGCAAAGUGGACAGUAAAGUGUUGUAUGGAGUGUGUCAGCGUCCCGGGGCCCCUUUAAUGCACCAGCAGGACUUCAGAUGAUCGAAGAUGUUUGCAAAAGCGACAAAAAAUUUUCUGAAAUAUAUUGAUGCCGGAGGUGAAUUAAUACCAGUGUCCAGUCUCAAUGAUUCUGAUAAGGCACAACUUCUUAGUGUGGUGUCGAAGAAGAGACGAUUCUGGUUUUGGCAAAAACCAAAGUACCACUUUGCAUCAUUAACAUGUAUGCUGAGUGAUGUACUGGUUGAAAACAAAGCAGUAAAACCAGUUGUAGUGGAAUCAGAGUUUGUGAGAUAUGAAGAGACAUGCGGUGAUGUAAUCAGAGGGAACAUCGGAGCAGAUGUUGGGGCCCUUCACAUGAGCGUUGCUGGGGUAGAAUGUAUAGAAAGUCAAUCUUCUUUUGGCACCCUCAGGAAGCAAGAAGUAGAUCUACAGCAUCUCAUGAAAGAUGUACAAGAAAGGAGAAUCGAUAUGCAGCAUCCAUUUAUUUCCCAGCUCCAUGAGAAUCGUAAUGAUGUACUGUGUGUCCUGAAAGAAAAAAUAGUGACCACCCAAACAUGUGUGAUGACAGAGCACACUCAAGCAGGGGAAGCAGUUGGUGGUAAUAUUGGUAUUAAAGGAAAGGUGGUAAAGGUGUCCGUUAAUGAAAAUGGAAAACUUAUGAAAGAUGAAAACACACUUCUUGAAAUACCUGCUCCCACUGUUAUUGCUUUUGGUGUUGUGGAACUAUAUGUAAAACAAGAUGGCCGCUUUGAAUUCUGUCUUUUGUCUGAAAAACAAGGAGGAUUUGAGAAAGAAAAUGUUUUAUCAAAGUAUGAUUACGAUGACAUAGACAGUGGUAAAGAUCUAGACUUGAAGAGAAAAGUUGUCCAAUCGAACGUCUCCUUAACAUUCUUAAAGCAAGAUCUGCUGGAGUUUGCAAAGCCCUUUUUGGUGUUAGAUGAAAUUCCUGAAGCCCAGCGUCUAGAUUUGUAUAAAGCGAUGUGUGAAAUAUUAUACGAUGUUCAGACAGUUGCUCUGCUACAAUCCAUGGUAGACGAGAUCUGUUCAGGCUACAAGCCCAGUUUGACAGCCUUGGAUGAGUUAAAGUCUUCUCAAAGGAAACAAGCACAGAUCAUUCUGCAUUUUGCAGGAUACAAUAUUCAGAAUGGAAAUUUUAUACAACCAGCCAAGAAGGAUGUGCUUGCAGCCUUGCAUAUCCUCCUGAGUUCUCUCAAUGAGUUGUCAGAAUCUACUUUGGCAAUACUUUGUGCUUGUUGUGACCUUCAGCUAUUGCCAGCACUUAAUGCUUUGCCAAACAUUACAUCCGAUAAAGGACUUUGUCCAAGGACGGAUCCAUUGCUGUUGGAUAUCAUUGACCAAGGCAAAUUUCACAUUGCACAAAGACUGUUUGCCUUAUCAAACUUGAACUUGGAAAUUAAUGAACAAAAUGUACACGUUUCAACCACCAAUCAGCCUGGCUUUCUACCCCUUAUACUUUACAUUGCAGUAUCGGGGUUAAAUGCUCUGUGGAGAAAUUUGAAGUUGUGAAAUAUAACAUGGAACCUAACUCAACCCACUGACAACUGCUUCCAAACCUCUAAAACUGAUCACUCCAGUGCCUACAACCACAACUACCUCUGCACUCCACAACAGUGACAUUACCAAUCAAGUCAGUCGUAGAUGACAAGCAUGGUAUCACAUUGACUUUGUAGGAAAGCUCCCAGCAGGCCACAGGCUGUGCCAUAGUCUUGUGGUACCUAACUGCCCCUCCCUGCCAUUUGAACUCUCAUCCCACCUCUUGCAGCAAUUUCUGCUUUCUUAUUAUACCUCAUCUUUCCCGUUCCUUUUCACUCCCUCCUUCUGUCUCUUUUCUCACCAUCUACUUUCCUCAUUGAAUGCUUCUUCUCUUUCACCCUUGUCUGCCAUUCUUUUUCCAAUACUCCAUAAUAGACUGUGCUUAUUUUAAACUGAGACGUAAUGGUCAUGAGGGCUAGCAGUCUAACAUGGCCAUGAAUAUUUGUUUAACAUAUUCACUAUACAUUAAUAUUUUAUCA
Molecule: messenger RNA, 2090 nt
Organism: Pelobates fuscus (common spadefoot toad)
Lineage: Eukaryota; Metazoa; Chordata; Amphibia; Anura; Pelobatidae
Gene: GSDME
Product: gasdermin E
Exons: 10
Coding region: 106-1584 (492 amino acids)
Biological process (GO): programmed cell death
Cellular component (GO): cytoplasm
Source: RefSeq, a predicted model, not a curated record